AUGAAGUAUAUGAACACAGAUGCAUACCGAUUCUCCAUCUCUUGGCCAAGGAUAUUGCCAAAAGGAAAAGUAAGCGUAGGUAUCAACCAAGAAGGAAUCAAAUAUUACAACAACCUCAUCAAUGAGCUACUCGAUAAUGGUCUAGUACCAUUUGUAACCCUUUUCCAUUGGGAUCUUCCCCAAGCCUUACAAGACGAGUACGAAGGUUUCUUGAGCCCCAAUAUCAUAAAUGAUUUUCAGGACUAUGCAGAGCUAUGCUUCAAGGAAUUUGGAGACAGAGUGAACCAUUGGAUUACUCUUAAUGAGCCGCACUCUUACAGUAUGGGUACAGAUCCCUACAUGGCCUCACACAACCAACUCCUCGCUCAUGCAGCCGCUGUCAAAAUUUAUAGAACCAAUUAUCAGUUGCUCGGUCCAAUUGAUGGAACUCGUGGAUUUCUGAAAAAUAACUCAGUAUUAUAUGUGACAUUUGAUAAAGCUUUCAUCUAG
Molecule: messenger RNA, 489 nt
Organism: Lathyrus oleraceus (garden pea)
Lineage: Eukaryota; Viridiplantae; Streptophyta; Magnoliopsida; Fabales; Fabaceae
Product: cyanogenic beta-glucosidase
Exons: 6
Coding region: 1-489 (162 amino acids)
Biological process (GO): carbohydrate metabolic process
Molecular function (GO): beta-glucosidase activity
Source: RefSeq, a predicted model, not a curated record